This is a messenger RNA of Eimeria necatrix, 1023 nucleotides long. RefSeq lists its product as hypothetical. The transcript is spliced from 2 exons. The coding region runs from base 1 to 1023 and encodes 340 amino acids. The record is from RefSeq and is a predicted model, not a curated record. Lineage: Eukaryota; Apicomplexa; Conoidasida; Eucoccidiorida; Eimeriidae.
AUGUAUACACCUCAGAAAGCUGCAGCAAUUCCUAACGUGCUGCUGCUGCUGCUGCCGCCGCCGCAGCAGCAGCAGCAGCAGCCCGCGAGACACACACACUCGACUUUGCAGCAGCAGCAGCAGCAGCAGCAGCGGGAAUCGACAGCAGCAGCAGCAGCAGCAGCAGCAGCGGAGAUGUCGUGGCUAGCUGCAGCAACAAAAGGCCAGGCCGUGGGCGCUGAGGAGCAGCACAAGCGCCAUGGGAAGGGCGGCGCAGCAACAGCAGCAGCAGCGGGAGCAGCAGCAGCAGCAGCAACAGCAGCAGCAGCAGCAGAGCUCACGGCGGCCUCAGUCGUUGCUGAAGCAGCAUCAGAAGCUCCCGAUGAAGAGUCCAGGGCUUUGACAGCAGCAGCAGCAGAGAGUGCAGCAGCAGCAGCAGCGGACACCGCCUCUGCAGCAGCAGAAGCAGCAGCAGUGGAAACAGAAGCAGCAGCAGCAGCAGCAGCAGCAGCAGCAAACCUCACCCCGUUUUCUCGUGCAUCUUGCAGCAGCAGAGGCAGCCUCAGCAGCAGCUCUGCCUGCCCCUCAGUGCUGUCUCCUGCUGCUGCUGUUGCUGCUGCUGGUUCGUUUUCCCCUGCAGCAGCAGCAGCAGCAGCAGCAGCGGGCCCCGACGGAACCGUCUCGCCAGCAGCAGCAGCAGAGGAAGCAGCAGCAGCAGCAACAGCAGCAGCAGCAGCAAGAACUGUCUGGAUGGCCCACAGCAGCAGCGCAGUUCGCCUUGAGCAGCUGCAGGAACUCAAAGAAGAAGUUUUGGUCAAUAGAAAGAAGCGGCUGCUGCGCCGGCAGCAGCAGCAGCAGCAGCAGCAGCAGCAGCAAGUGGCAGAAGCCAGUCUGCAGCAGCAAGCGAGGCAAAAGCAAACGCUGCAGCAGAGAAGGACGCAGCAGCAGCAGCAGCAGCAGCAGCAGCAGCAGCGGAGCGCUGGGGGGCUGCAGCUCAGCUAUGCAGCAACACCUGGAAAGGCCGUUGACUACAGGGGAAGGUAA